AUGACGUCUGCCUUGGAGAGCCUUCCAGUUGAGAUUCAAUGGAAAAUCUUUGGCCUCCUCGACCCAAUUGGCCUCAUUGCCGCCAGCCAGACCAGCAAAACCUUGCGCGAACAGAUCCGCCCCCAGCGCUGCCACUUUCAAGAGCGCCUACUGGCCGUGGAAUGUCUGCUCGAGUACCACGCGGGAUGCACAUUCUCUACGGCCAAAAACACACCCUCGCCGUGGUGGACUAGUCCCGAAUGGGAUCAAGCUCGCUUUGCGUGCGGCGCGUGUCUCAAGCUUCGACGCCACACCAGCUUCCAGCACAAGUACAUUGCCCAGCUCCGAUUCAAGAAACCGUACCUGGGGUCACCGCCCACCCUCAUGCGCACCAGUUGGACACCAAGCAACCGCGGCAAAUCGUGGGGACGCGCCCAAUGGCAGCGAGACAAGCAAAAUGACGCUCUGGCGCCUCCUUUAUGGAAGAAGCGGCUGCGCUGGGCGACGGGUGUAUGGCUCGCGGCUUAUAACCUUGCCUAUCGUGAAGAUAGGCGCCAAACCCAUUUGGAAUCCGUCUUGACUCUUACCGAGCUAGGAAGCCACGCCAUGCCAGAGCAGGGAAUCGAAGCAUGGCCCGAAAUCACCACGUCGGAUAUCGGCGAGGUGAUGCAGAAAGAGAUCGCCCGUAUUGAAUAUCAAUACGCGGGCUACGACAGGGCUCAACGGCUCUGCAACUCUUGCUAUCUGACCAAGCAUGGAUCGAAGGAUGCCGGCCCGCCCACGAACUUGUUUUCGGAGUUGAAAAGUCGAAAGCUCCCGUAUGCUACAGCAAUCGAGCGAUGGUUCCCAGGACUUAUUGGUCGCGGUGCUUCUGACGGGUCAUCUAUCUUCCCAGACGGGCCUCGCCAUCGUCGAAGAAUCAGCAGAUUGACCAUAGGUACAAGCGCCACAUGGGAUCUGAAACACAAAUUGUGCCAGAUGUGUCAUAUUCCCAAGGAAAUCCGGUCGUUUGCACACAGUAGCGUGGAUGUGAGGAGCUUGAACUCGCCGGCAGGUGGCGAGAUUGUCGACCGCACGCACGUCACCUGCCAUCAAUGCAUUGCAAAAGAAGAGGGCGGCCGUGAACAGUUGAGCGAGCUGCUGAGGGAAAGGGCCCUCAAUAUCUGCGAGAGAGACAUGCUCAAACUGCAGUCGACCCUCUGCGUUGUCUAUAAACCACCUCUCGCGUUAUCGACGGGUGAGUUUCCCCUGAUGGAGGAGGAUGCGCCUGUAGGGCCAUACCAGAUACCAGCCUAUGAUCAAAUCUGGAGUCUUGAUGAGCUCGAAGAGAUGGUGCGACGCUACAGAUACUGUCUUCAUUUGCGCGAAAAGGACUUCUUCACAGACUGGCUUCCGCGAUUUGCUGGAAUAGAGAAACCGGACAUGGAUUGGAUCCUUGAGCUGUGGAAGUGGUUCCGUGACACUGCCAACAUGGCGAGAGAGCACCCACACGUCUUGCUCGACUGGGCACUGUCCAGGCAUGGCGCGGAGCUUGAUGAUGUCGCUUGA
This is a messenger RNA of Emericellopsis atlantica, 1527 nucleotides long. RefSeq lists its product as uncharacterized. NCBI's taxonomy places the organism in Eukaryota, Fungi, Ascomycota, Sordariomycetes, Hypocreales, Bionectriaceae. Gene Ontology annotation, molecular function: protein binding. The coding region runs from base 1 to 1527 and encodes 508 amino acids. The record is from RefSeq and is a predicted model, not a curated record. The transcript has a single exon.